CCCCAGAGUUGAGCGGAUCGUUGGCCUUCUGGGCCUGGUCCGAACGGCGAAGCUCAUGGGGAACUAUAGCCUGACAUUUGUGGCGAUCAGCAGCAUCUACAUUGGAGUGGACCAGAUGGUCGAGAAGGACAGGAUGAAGAAAGAUUUCAUCAACGGUGCAGUGGGUGGAUUCGUUGCCGGCGCUUCUGACUUGGGAUUCAAAGGUUCGGUAUGGGGGCCGGACACCGUGGCGUGGGUCCUAACGUUCAUGAUGGCCCGUAAACGAAUCCGGAGCCUCAGCCAACUGCAUCAGCAAAAGUAGAAAAGGGGCAAUCAAAGCUGAUGGUUCCGACUUAGUUGGCUGUCCAUUCAAAUCGAAUUGGGAAAAAAUGCGGUGGCGUCAUUCAACUUUUUCCUUUUCACACACAAGCGAGAGGCGUGGGACUGGUGGAAGGAAAAAUGGGGUUUUGUUUCCCUCGUUAAUCAAACAAACGGGUCCACAGCUCGCAUCCUGCAGGACUGAAUUGGUGGUCAUGGAGGGAGAACGAAAGGGACAGGCACGUCAUUUCCCAAAAGUCUGACGACGGGAAAGGGAGGGAAGUGGAUUCAAAUUUGGAAGAAAGGAAGAGAGUUGGUGCAAGCGGAAGAGCAACAAGAAAAUGGUGGUCUGGGCUUGCCAGAAAUCCUUUCUUUUAUAUCUUAUGUAGGAAGCGAGAAAGAGAGAGGAUGACAAGGCGGGUGGGCCCGCAAAAUCAGAGGAAUGAGUUACUACUAAGAGAUGUAAUGGUGAUAGGCUUCUAUAUAUUCAUAUGUAUGGAAGAAGUUGGAGCCGCACCUGACUUCGCAACUAGAGAUUAUGAACUUCGGUUUCCUUUUCUCCCUUCUCAGUCAAGAUUGUGGCAAGGCUGUUCUGUCAGUCCUGCCUCGCUUUUUCUUGUCAGGCUGGUGAAGGUUACGAGGCAAAAAGCAACGGCAGCGGAAAUAUAGAGGUCCCGCCCCGCGGUGGUGAAUAGAAUAGAAGGGGUAAGGAGCAUGGGAAGGAAGGAGAAGGAGGGGGAAACCAAACAGAAGAUCCAGCAAGUCCUCCGUCACCUGCGCAACCAAGGAAACCUCACUCUUAAGCAGGAGAAGUUCUGUAGUGAUGCCUGCAUAAGUCGGUUCCUGAAUGCCAAGGGAGGGAACGUGAAGAAGUCUGCCAAGCAAUUGCGGUCAUGUCUUGCCUGGAGGGAUAACAUUGCCAUAGACCAGUUGAUAGCCGAUGAGUUCGCGGCGGAGAUAUCGGAAGGGGCGGCGUACGUAGCGGGCCUCGACGACGAAUCCCGGCCCGUCCUGGUUAUCAGAUUAAAGCAGGACUACCAGAAGCUCCACUCACAGAAGCUGUACAUUCGGCUUCUCGUUUUCACGAUGGAAGUGGCCAUCGCCUUAAUGCCAAGAGACGUCCAACAGUUCGUGCUUCUCCUCGAUGCAGGAGGCUGCUUCAAAUCCGCUUCCGCCUGCUUGAACAUCGUCGUCUCCACGUUCAACGUAUUGGGAGAGUACUACCCAGGCAGGCUAGUCCGGGCCUUCAUCAUCGAUCCACCCUCGCUCUUCUCCUACCUCUGGAAGGGGUUUCGUCCCUUCGUUGACUCGGCCAGCGCCGUGUCGGUCCUGUCCUUAGUAGAUGCCCGCGCUGCAGCAGCCGCCGAGGACGGCCACGACCCUGCCUUCUCAUUCUCCCGAACCGCCUCCCAUCGAUACGAUGCGACUCCUCGACUCGGCAGUUCGUUCCGGUUCACUUUCGCUGUUCCGCCUCACGACCCCCUCAAGCCAUGGCAUCUCACCCUCGCGGAGCCCAACAACAACCGCAGCAGCGAGAAAGGCGGAAGCGUCGACGAGAGACCCCGGGGUCUCGUACGAACCGGUCCAGACAACAGAUUCGAACCGAGGUCGCUCGAUCCCCUGCUCGUGUCGCCUCUUAACGCUCGGUCCUUUUCAUUCGCGUCUGCAGCCGCCAGGACGCCGCGCAGCAGGCCGACGCCGGAUCGCCUGAGCCUGCCAUCAACCCCGUGGAGUGGGCGGAGCAAGACCGCGUCGCCGUCGCCGUUUCUUGGCGUCCCAGCGAUCUUCCGGCGGGAUUCUGGUGGCCGGAGCGAGCGAACUGUCGACGCUUUCCGGCGGUGGGCACACUUCUACUGGGCGCCAUAUGACGAGAUGUCGUACCGGGCAAGGAUGCGACCGCCGCUGGGGGGACUGAUUUCCAUCAUCUCCCCUCAUCUCAAGCGCCGCGUCAGCCCCCACCUGAAUUAAUAAAAACCCUUCAUUCUUUCCCUAAUUUUUGCCUUCAUAAGAACGAGGUCUUGUCUGUUGCUUUCGCUAUGUGUAGUCAUGGAUUUUCAUAAUAAAGGCGCGGUGAAUUUUGAACAUA
Nymphaea colorata (pocket water lily) is the source of this 2383-nucleotide messenger RNA. RefSeq lists its product as uncharacterized. The record is from RefSeq and is a predicted model, not a curated record. Bases 1012 to 2265 code for a protein of 417 amino acids. NCBI's taxonomy places the organism in Eukaryota, Viridiplantae, Streptophyta, Magnoliopsida, Nymphaeales, Nymphaeaceae. The transcript has 10 exons.